Molecule: messenger RNA, 822 nt
Organism: Drosophila guanche
Lineage: Eukaryota; Metazoa; Arthropoda; Insecta; Diptera; Drosophilidae
Product: trypsin alpha-3-like
Exons: 1
Coding region: 1-822 (273 amino acids)
Biological process (GO): proteolysis
Molecular function (GO): serine-type endopeptidase activity
Source: RefSeq, a predicted model, not a curated record
AUGCUUUGCAGGCCAAGUGGGAGGGGAAGUGCCAUUGGAGUGGCCAUCUCUGCGUGGCUGUGGCUGCAGCUGCAGACGCUGGCAUAUCAGACGGCGGGCAACAUCACCAGCAACCCGACGCUGGACCAUCUGCCCACGAGGAUAAUUGGUGGCAAGAGGAUCAAGUGCUCGCGUGCGCCCUACCAGUGUGCUGUCAUCUACGAAAAUGACUUCAUCUGCGGCUGCGUGAUCCUCAAUCGUCGCUGGCUGCUCACCGCCCACCACUGCAUUGUGGGUGGGGCGGGCAAGUACCAGAUUCGAGCGGGCACCACGCAGCAGCGACGCGGCGGUCAGCUGCGCCGCGUCAAGACGAUCGUCGCCCAUGCCGGCUACAGCGAGAACACGAUGAGGAAUGAUCUGGCCAUGAUGAAGCUGCGCGAGCCGCUCAAGCACAAUCGCUGCGUGAAGCCGGUGCGUCUGCCCUCGCGGAAGCGGACGCGCUGGCCAGAGUGCUACCUCGUCAGCGGCUGGGGCUUGGCCCAGGCGAAUGCCCAGAAUGUGCAGCGUUACCUGCGCGGCGAGCGUGUCUGCAAGGUGCGGCGUGGCAGGUGCCGGCAGAUGUACAGGCGCACCGGCGUCAAGAUCUACAAGGAUAUGAUCUGCGCCGCACGGCCCGGCAAGGACAGCUGCUCCGGUGACUCGGGCGGGCCGCUGGUGCAUGGCAACACGCUCUACGGCAUUGUGUCGUUUGGCAUUGGCUGCGCCAAUCGCAAUUAUCCCGGGAUCUAUGUGAAUGUGAAGCGCUAUGUGCCGUGGAUCAGGAAGGUUAUGCGGAAGUAUUAG